This is a messenger RNA of Dermacentor andersoni, 1822 nucleotides long. RefSeq lists its product as uncharacterized. Lineage: Eukaryota; Metazoa; Arthropoda; Arachnida; Ixodida; Ixodidae. The record is from RefSeq and is a predicted model, not a curated record.
CUUUCCUGUUUGCAAUGACCAAAAAGAAAAAAAUAAAGUCAAGUGUACUCACGUUGCCAUUCAGCUCAAAGCUAGUAAAACGAAUCAGACUAGGAGGCCUAAAUUGGGUCGCACGUUUUCACAGUAUAGACGUUUUUGAUGGUUUUGCGAUUCACUAGCGCUAUAACAGGUUAAUCUACGACUAGUCUGAAGAGGCCACCCAGAAGUGGACCACGCAUCGUGGUAACACAGCGGGUUAAUGCUUUCAGGAAUGUUUCAUGUAAAUUUGCAAGCUUCCGUUCUCUCAUACCAGCCGCGCUGACACAGUGGCAUCGCGUUACUAUGGCAUCGCGUUACUGAGCACUUGAUAGAGGGUUCGACUCCCUUGAGCGCCGGCCACAUUUCUUUCGCAACGAACUGCAAAAAAAAAAAAAAAAAAAAACGCCCGUGUACCGCGCCUUGGGUGCACGUUAAAACAAACCCAAGUGACCAUAAUUAUUUUGGGGCACUCCACUACCACGUUUAUCAUAACCCACAGUGCAAUUUAAGAAACUUAAACCCGAUAUUGUCAUUUUUUCCUAUGUUAAAUAGACUACAGGGAACGAAAUAAAAUGCAAGCAAAAAAAGAAGAAAGAGAGAAGGUGUCACUACGACAAAGCGGCGUACUUAAUUUUCCCAGCAUGUGACGUUUCUUGUCUUAUAUUAUUAUUAUCUUAAAGUUAAGUGAAAAAGGGCAGCCGCCACCAUUAUGAGGCGAUUACUUUUAUUUUCUUUAUAGCAACAACGAAAAAAGCUAUAUCAGUCAAAAGUCGCCUGCGAAUCUUUACCGUGUUCACUUCUCUCUCUCUCUCUCUCUCUCUCUCUCUCUCUCUCUCUCUCUCUCUCCUGGUUUUACGUCCUUCGUAAGUGUUCAUUUCAUCCCAUCGUGGUAAUCCGGCAUGUAGAGACACUGCGAGUGCAAUCCUCCCAUCACAACCCUUAUUUCUGCGCGAUUACGCAGGUAACAACGGCCGACCACUGCGUCCACCGCAGCGGCAAGCAGCGCGUAAAAGCUGGAGCCGUGACGGAGCCAACAGGUCAAGUUCAGGCAACCCCCAGCGACACGGGCCAGAAAGCCUUGCCUCCGCCAGCGAAGCGAGCGGGAGGCGGGCACGACGGUUCCUGGAGGCGCGCGUAUGAACCACAAGCCAUUCUUGCAGCGAAGGGCUGUUUGUUAUCAGAGAAGGCGCAUUCCUUCGCUGGAAGAAGAGUGCGUGGUUCGUGCUCACGUCGAGGUCUCUCUCUCCCUCUCGCCAGCUGGUGCUGUGUCCCGCAACGAGCCGUGUCACGGAGCCAGCUUGGCCGCGCUCUACACUUCGAGGUGGUUCCUACAGCUGUUGUGGACAUACCUUGCGCGGGGUCUGAGGGGCUCCGAGGUCAACCCGACGGCGCGUGGGCACAAAGACAUGUUGUACAACGGAAAGGUAGUGACGGCUGACUCACUGGAUCGCGCACUCACGGACGCCAGGAGAACGUGGACAUGGCCUCGGGGAAAGCUGCGAAGUCCAGCCAAGUCGCGGCGCCUGGCCUACUCGCACUACAGGUAAUCUUUUAUCUUCCUUUUGCCAGGCUGUAAGAACGAAGCGCCCACGCAACUGCCACACUACAGCAUUUGUCCUGACGAUCCGGCAAAAAAAAAAAAAAAAACGCUAUCCUUCCCCAUCAGACUUCCACUGAGGUAGCGAUCCGGUCUCGGACCGGCUGAUUAACAGCCCUGAAAUUGGAUUAAGCAAGGAAAAGGCGCAUCGAACAACGUUAGCACCGAGCGAAUGCAGGAGAGAAAGUGUUGCGACAAAAAAAAGAA